AUGGACACCAGCAAAGAGAAAAUACGCCAUAUUUUACAGUUUUUCUUCGAUAAAGGCGAAAACGCAAGCCAGGCAGCUGAAAAUAUGAAUAGUAUUUAUGAUCCUGAUACUGUAACAGCCAAUCACGCGCAAUUUUGGUUUCGUCGAUUCCAUUCCGGUAAUUUUGAUGUUAAAGAUGCACCACGCUCUGGAAAGCCAAUUGUCGAAAAUGUCGAUAAAAUAAUGGAAAUCGUCGAGUCCGACCGUCAUGUAAGCACUGUUUCAAUUGCCCAGGAGCUAAACAUUGCACAAAAAACCGUUUGGAAGCACUUGAAUAAGGCUGGAUACAAAAAGAAGUAUGAGUGCCACACGAGUUAA
Molecule: messenger RNA, 357 nt
Organism: Acromyrmex echinatior (Panamanian leafcutter ant)
Lineage: Eukaryota; Metazoa; Arthropoda; Insecta; Hymenoptera; Formicidae
Product: histone-lysine N-methyltransferase SETMAR-like
Biological process (GO): double-strand break repair via nonhomologous end joining; mitotic DNA integrity checkpoint signaling; DNA integration
Cellular component (GO): site of double-strand break; nucleus; condensed chromosome
Molecular function (GO): histone H3K4 methyltransferase activity; single-stranded DNA endonuclease activity; single-stranded DNA binding
Source: RefSeq, a predicted model, not a curated record